AUGGGUGCUAGCCAGUCAACAGAUCACAGUGGAGCGUCACCAGAGGAGUUGAGUUAUGUGCUUGCGGAGCGCUUCGCAACAAAAUGUUUCUCUCCGUUGGAGCUCACCCACCUGAAAGACAACUUCUUCUCCCGUGCUGCAGAGCAGGGUGGUCUCAAGUACUGGAACGAGAAGACGCUUUCUGACUUUCUUGGCGUCCCAGAUGGGAGCUUCUCAGCUGGCCAUGAGAACCCGCUUGAUGCGGGCCCCGUUCUGUUUCGAAUGGUUUCUUUUCUGGGCGCAUUUCCAUUCCAGAAUACUAUGGCUCCCAGUGUAUUGACAUUUGAGGCCAUGGUCAAGGUGGUCGUGCUACUCACAGAGCGCUACGGGAGGGUUCUUCGCCGUGGCCGAAAAGACCGUAUUAAGCUGCUAUUUGGUAGCCUUGCUGAUGUGGGGAGAAAGAGUACCGGGCAGUCAUCUAAUCAGGAAGCAAAUAAGGAGACUGAAGCUUUGGAUGCCAAUGCAGCUGACGCUCCAGCCGUCAAUUCUCACACUCCAGGCUUUUCUAUUGACGAGCCCGCGAAUGAUGAUUAUGACGAGGAUGAAGAUGAUGAUCUUGCUCUUGCGGCCUUGGAAUCUCUUGAUGCAAUUGAGGUAUUCAAACAUGACCAUCGAGUUGAUAGAACGGUAUAUGAGACACGGAUUUCCAUUGAUACCUUUCGCCGACUGCUCAUGUUGUUGCUGGUUAUUGCACCUCUCAAGCCCCUGGAGUCUGUCAAAUCACACAUGGCUGAUCUCGGUGUUGAAAGGGUUGAGGCAAUCCAAAAGGAGGCAGAUCAUAUUAUCGCGGCAUUUUCAUCUGAAGAAAAUGAUGGUGGUAUCUCAUACCGAGCCUUCUCCCGGACAAUAACAUCAUCGUUACCGUACUUGUUUGAUCCUCUCACGCCACUUUUUGAGCAUCUCCUGUUCAGCAAAAACUUGAACCUUUCCCAAAGACGACAGACAGGAAAUGAGCUAGAGGGGGAGACGAGCGAGAAGCCGGACGAAAUUUUACCACCAAAGCCGAUUAUACGCCCAGGAAGUUUUGAAACAAAUAUCCUUAACUCAACAUUGAUCUCUCAUAUUUCCUUCUUCCUCCCUUCCGUCUCAACGUCCUCCAGCCUUUUCAAGAGCGGGGUUUGUCUUCAUCCUGUCUUCUCUACGGCCGCUCACGGUUCUUCAUUAACCUCCUUUUCCCACCAUGUUCUGACCUGGCAAUCUGCUACAUUACUUAUGCUUCAAGGCACAGUGGAGGGGUCCGAUGCGGACCUGGUCACAAUUGGCGCCUACAUUCCACAAACAUGGAAGUCUCCUUCAUCUCACGGAACAUCACGAACAUCUGACGCAUUGCCCUGCCUCUUCCAAUUAUCUCCAAAGCACCAGGUCCUACCGGGAAAUCCGUCUUUGUCAAUCCAGAAACAGGUCAACACACCUGCGGCUUGGUUCUCUACCCAUACCGGCCUUGCACUAGGUUGCCAAAUCCCCCCGGCCUCACGCAGUCAUCACGCCCAGCCCACUCCGCACGGGGCGGCUAGCUUGCUCAUCGAUGUGAAUCUUGAAAGUGCUGAGCUGCACGUAGCACCUGUCGGUCAAGAUGGCGUCUUCCUACCGUCUGGAACUUCUUCACCCAACGAUCCAUCGACUAAAACCCGCCUUGACAUAUAUAGCCUUGAGAUCUGGGGGAUUAUCGCAGAUCCGGAGCAGGCUGCUUCGUCUGAUUCAAACUCCAAUGCGGUAGAGAUGCAGCGUGCAAAAUGGGAAUUCGAGGCGCGAGACGCAGAGAGGCGACGCAAUAUCAAUCUCAAAGCCGGUGCUGGUGACUCGGCAAAGGAGAGCGCGCGGUGGUUGUUGGAGACGGCUGGAAUUAUUGGAGAUGAAGCACAUCAAGCCGGGGGCAGAGGUUGA
This is a messenger RNA of Penicillium macrosclerotiorum, 1923 nucleotides long. Its product is annotated as TLD domain-containing protein. NCBI's taxonomy places the organism in Eukaryota, Fungi, Ascomycota, Eurotiomycetes, Eurotiales, Aspergillaceae. The transcript is spliced from 2 exons. The record is from RefSeq and is a predicted model, not a curated record. Bases 1 to 1923 code for a protein of 640 amino acids.